AUGGUUGCGAGGAGAGAGAGAGAAAGAGAGAGAGAGUCGCGCUCGGCGUCCCGUCGGCAGUCGCGCGCGCUUCGAGGAGGCGAUCCGCGGACACCGCCCGCGGCGACGUGUACCACCGCGCCCAAGGUCGCGCCUUCGCGUUCCCCGUUCGAUCGCUCGCGUCGUUAUCGUCCGUCGCCACCGCCGCCAACGUCGUCGUCAUCGUCGUCGUCACCGUGGUACCGCGGCGAGUGGCGCGCGGCACGAAGAGAGCCCGCGCCCGCCCGUCACGCAUCUCGAGCGCGGCGGCCUCCUCGCGCUCGUCCGCCGCCGUCGCGUCCGAGAGCCCCGCGACUUGGCUCGCCGACGGAUAUUCGCGACAGCGUGCGUGCGUGCGUGCGUGCGUGCUUGCGGGGAGAAGAGGGGUGGGAGAGAGAGAGAGAGAGAGAGGCAAUAAAUUCACGCGAAACGGAUCGAUCGCGCGCGGUGCAUCGCGCCCGACGGACGGCGACGUUGAAGACGACGGUGGAGGAGGAGGUGGUGGAGGUGGUUGAUCGCCUCGGCGCGGGACGGCUUCUAGGCUGGCACGUCCGUUUUAUCGUGCGCGGUGUGUCACGGAAAAGUGCGUCGAGCAGUCUCGAGAAAUACGCUCGUGCACAUCGAGGAGGCGGCCACUUCGUUGGACGUGACCACCACCAUCACUAUCGCCGCUGCAGUCGUCGUCCGUCAUCGUCAUCGUCGUCGUCGUCGUCGUCACCACCGUUACCGCCGCCGCCGUCGUCGCCGUCGUCGCCCUCCUUCCUCCCCCUGCGCGCGAUCGGAAGUCCCGCGUUCCCGACCGGAGCGAGGCGCGUUACCCGUUUGUUCUGCGGCGAGGGCUGCUUCCUACUCCGCAGGUGGUGCGUAACGAGGCGGCGAAAAAAAAAAGAUCCGGGGGGGAGACGACAGACGAGGCGAGAUAGCGAGAUAGAGGGAGAGAGGGAUACAGAAUUGACCCCCUGUGCGGGAGAAUUCUGGUACUUCGCUGUCGAGGCUUUCCGGUUAUCGUUAACCAGCGACAUCCCGCAAAAGGCUGCGUCUUCUUCGAAGAUCGUCUUUGGCUGUCGCUGGUUGACGAUACCGGAAAGCGUCGACAGCAAGUCACAGAAUCCCCGCGCUGGUCAACGCGGCGUCGAUCGUUAA
Molecule: messenger RNA, 1161 nt
Organism: Vollenhovia emeryi
Lineage: Eukaryota; Metazoa; Arthropoda; Insecta; Hymenoptera; Formicidae
Product: serine/arginine repetitive matrix protein 1-like
Exons: 3
Coding region: 1-1161 (386 amino acids)
Source: RefSeq, a predicted model, not a curated record